Molecule: messenger RNA, 1672 nt
Organism: Prunus mume (Japanese apricot)
Lineage: Eukaryota; Viridiplantae; Streptophyta; Magnoliopsida; Rosales; Rosaceae
Gene: EID1
Product: F-box family protein
Source: RefSeq, a predicted model, not a curated record
GGGGGCCCUAACAAAAAUAAGUGUGACAAAAUCACAAAAAAAACAGACAAAUUUUUGUACCUUCAAAGCAAGAAAGAGAGGGGCAAGAACUGAAAAAGGAAUCAAAUAGCUGGUAAGAGUCCCCCACCACAGCCACACCCAUCUCACCGCCAUCGGAUUCCCACCCACCCAACAACAAAAACAAUCAACUCUCUCUCACUUUGGCCCUUCCUUUUUAAACAAACAUUCGCCGCACUCUCCUUCUCACUCUCAUACUUCCUUCCCGGUCUCUCUUCCAAUUCCAUUCGCUAGAAAAAAACCAGAAAAACAAACACCAAACAAAUAGAAAUUCCGUUAAGUUACCACCCAAAAGACAAAAAUACGCAAUUCCUGCAUUUUCCUUUCUCCUAGGACAAAUUAACAUGGCCGGACCCCUCUUCUCCCAGCUCUCCGACGACGUCGUUCUCAAGAUUCUCUUCAAGCUCGAAGAGGACCCGCGAAACUGGGCCAGGCUCGCCUGCUCUUGCACCAAGUUCUCGUCUUUGAUUCGCAACGUUUGCUGCAAGACCAAGUGCUCCGAAGUCAUCCCUUCCGUCGUCUCCGAUCUCCUCUCUGGCUCAUCUGCGCCACCGGGCGGUUGGGCCGCGCUUCACAAGCUCGCCGUGUGCUGCCCCGGUCUCCUCCACUCCGGUGUUCUCUUUGAGAACUCCGAUUUCGGCCUCGAACGUGAGGUUGGCCCCGAUGAGAAUUAUCGGAGAUUGGAUUCGCCUCCAGCCGCCAAGCCCCAAACCGAGCCUUCGUCGAGCCAAAUUGGUGCGAAUCAUGAAGUGGGUGCUUCAGGGCCUAAUUGUUCUUGGUCUCUCUUCGAUGAUCUUUAUUUCGAUACGGUGUAUGAUGAUUCUGAAGCCCAAGUAGAAGCAGCAGAGGAUCAGGCUAGUGUUGAGAAAGGUGGUGUUAGAGUGGGCGGUGAAUUUUCUAUAUGUAAGAAGAGGAAGGUUUGUAGGCCGAUGAGGUCGCAUUUAGCUUCUGGGGUUUGGAAUUUGAGCCGUGAACAGGGCAAUAAGCUUCUUCACAGUCGGUUCCGUGGUGAUUGCUUAUACAUAUGUGAUUGGCCUUUCUGUGUUCACAUCGAAGAGAAGCGGAAUUACAUGCUUUUCAGAGGGAUUUUCAAGGAUUUCAAGGGGUCUCAAGUGUGGAGGACCAUAAGGGAUGGGAAUAGGAGCAAGAUUGAUCUGAAUUGUGCGUUUUGCUCCUGUAAAGAAACUUGGGAUUUGCAUUCUGCCUUCUGUUUGAGGCGGGUUUUCGGUUACCAUGACGAUGGUGAGCCGGUUGUUCGAGCUUAUGUCUGUGAAAAUGGGCAUGUCUCAGGGGCUUGGACUGACUUGCCAUUGUACUCUUAAUGGCAUUUGCUUUGUUCUCAGUUCGUGGAGGGUUUUCUAGUUCUUUCAUUUAUCAUUGAAGUGUCUCUUAUGCGUAUAGGAAUUGAGGAAUUGAGAGAGGAAUGUGUUUAUUUCCAAUGUAUGUCAGUUUCUGAGGAGCAUUAUGUUGUUGUUGCUGUCAUUGGUGUGUCCUUCAAACCUGCUUUGUUUUAUUGUUGUUAUUUGUGUUUCAAUAAGAAAUUUGUAAUUUGAAUGAGAUGCUUCAUUUUAAGAUCGUCUUUGCGAUGAAUGCGAUGCUUUCAUUUUGUUAAGAU